ACGUCCGCUUUCUCGCUGCCCAGACGUUUUGGAGAGCAAUGGCGGCGUGCCGGGGAUCUUCGUCGAAAUGGUUUUUCACCCGGGAGCAGCUCGAGAGCACGCCGUCCCACCGAUGCGGAGUAGAGCCGGACCGAGAGCUCUCCUACCGGCAACAAGCGGCGAAUCUGAUCCAGGACAUGGGUCAGAGGCUGAACGUCUCUCAAUUAACAAUAAAUACAGCCAUCGUUUACAUGCAUAGGUUUUAUAUGCACCACUCGUUCACCAAAUUCCACAGGAAUAUAAUAUCUCCAACCACCUUAUUCUUGGCCGCAAAAGUGGAAGAACAACCUCGGAAACUCGAACAUGUGAUCAAGGUUGCACAUGCUUGCCUAAAUCCCCAAGAACCACCUCUAGACACAAAAAGCAAUGCAUACCUCCAGCAAGCUCAAGAGCUGGUGAUACUUGAAUCCAUAGUGCUGCAGACCCUGGGCUUUGAAAUUACUAUUGAUCACCCACACACUGAUGUGGUGAAAUGUUCCCAGCUAGUGCGAGCAAGCAAGGAUCUGGCACAGACUUCCUAUUUCAUGGCUACCAACAGUCUACACCUCACUACCUUCUGCCUCCAGUACAAGCCCACAGUGAUCGCUUGUGUGUGCAUCCACCUGGCAUGCAAGUGGUCCAACUGGGAGAUCCCAGUGUCCACUGACGGAAAACACUGGUGGGAAUACGUAGACAACUCUGUCACUCUCGAGCUGCUUGAUGAGUUGACUCACGAGUUUCUGCAGAUUCUGGAGAAGACGCCCAGUCGAUUAAAAAGGAUACGCAAUUGGAGGGCAACACAAGCUGCCAAAAAGCCCAAGACUGAGAACAGUCAGUUGACGGACAACUCCUUUGCUGGGCCUUCCAUGCUCCAUGAUCAAGGCGACGCCCCCCUCUCUGGACUCUCAUCCUCCAACCCAAGUUUUUCCAAAGCAGGCGCCUCCUUCACUGCAUCCCUGUCACUGGACAGCUUGGCUGGCACAUACAAUCCAGCUAGCCACAGUGAGUGGCCGCAGGGCAACCAGAGCCUAGCAGGGUACCCUUCCGCCUGUAUAAAACAGGAACCACUCAGCAUCCCUCUCCAAGAGCCCACACUGUCCUUGCAGACUUCCACUUUGCUUCAGCAUGCGCCAGUCUACAGGACUGACAAAACAGGCUUCAGCCCUAUCAAACAGGAACCAAAAGGAACUGCUGGGAGCGGGGUUGGCAAGCAUCAGCCACCACCUCAGUCUGCCUACCUUCCACCAGCUCAGCCUCCUGCACCACAACCUACUCCAGCUCAGAAGCUAUCUCUGGACAAAUACAGAGAGAAACAUGCUGCAGAGCUGGCUGUCUCUGGACAGAAACGUAGUCAGGGGCAGCACGGAGGAGUAAUGGAUUGCGAUGUACGGGGGGAUAUGUCGUCUUCCUCCUCUUCUACCUAUGCACCAUCCUUUACGAGCCAAGUAGACCAUAGAAAACAUUCACAGCCCCACCAAACAUCACACAGUGGUGGUGGCAGCACCACUGCCUCCCCAAUGAAAAUGAAAGUUCCUUCCUCCUCAGCUUCAGGGCAAGAUAGACGUCAUCACAGUGACAAACGGGACAAAGGCUCACUUAAACUCCGCCUGGCUGUUCCUGGGUCUGGUGGAAGCUCCCAGUUAGAUAAAAGCGGACAAUCAAGCAAAGAUGAGCUUAAGAUGAAAAUAAAAGUUUCUUCAUCAGAUCGCCACAGCUCAUCAGAUGACAACAACAACAAGAGUAAACAUUCCAGCCCUCUUGUCAGCAAGGAGAAGCAACAUCGUGGAGCAGACCACAACCUCCAUCGCCACCACAAGCACAGUCACCCUCACGCACACAGCGGGAAUGGACGAGGAGGCCCAGAGGGCCCAGGAGGCCUGCUGCGGGGUCCUCCAGGACUGGUCAGCACGGAUGGGACUGCGCUCGCUCCUCCCGGAUCCACCUCUUUGUCUUCAUCCUCGUCGCGCAAGAGGGUGUACCCCGAGGCGAGCCACAACCACCACCCUUCCUCCUCAUUCUCCACUUCUUGCUCGAAGGUGAGCAAAAUCUCCAAGGGUGGCACUGGUGCUGCAGGUGGGCUGCGGACCUCUCAGCAGUACCCUCCUCCUAGUGAAUCGCCACAUGAAGUGGGAGAGCAGAGACACUGAGUCCACCACUCUGCAGCCAUGGUCUGCACAUGGAAAUGACAACAAACUACCCACAGACUUUGAAGACUAUGCUCACCUCCCUGUUAAGUGCCCUAGGAAAAUAACUUUGUGAUGAUAAACCCUUUACUGAAAGGCAGAAAAAUGUAUCUGCAAAAAAAUGAAAAGUAUUGUUGGACUUCUCAGUUUCUGAGAGACAAAAAGAUGAAAAAUUAUGCUUCCUGACUGUCAGAUCUCUGGGUUUUGAUGCUCAGUCCUGUCUUCUGUUAGUGUGUUUAAUUGCUGCUUGGUUCUCCUCCCUCCUCAAAUGAGUCUCUAGGAAUGUGCAAAGGUGGGUGUGUGUUUUCAUGGGGUGGUGGGGGGGGUGCUUUCCUAUAUUUCAGAUCUCCAUAUGGGGAAAAAAGUAUUAGUAAGUACUAUAAAGGCAUGGAAGGUGCACUUUCUUCAUUUCCCCCCCUUUUUUUUUUAAAUGAGCAAUUUAAUUGAAUCACAUUUCUGCAGUUGUAUGGAGGAAGCCAGUGGCCAGCUGGAGAUGAGUUAAAGUUAUGUUUGCUGGCAUUCCAUUUAGUACUGUUGAUGGAUGCAUAUUUUUUUUUUAGGUGUAAAGUUUCAUCUCCUCAAUUACUUUCUUGUCUUGAUUUCUUUUUAUACUUAAGUACUGUGCGUAUAAUUUGCAUGUUUCAAUCAUCAAAGGGAUUUCAAAGGAGAACGCAUACUUGCUGUUUACAGAAAGUGGAGAUAAAUGUACAUACGUUUUUGUAUGUUAGAAGAAAAAAAAAAGCUAUACCAUGACUACUCAGGUUUGGAGCUGCUUGUAAGUAUAACAAGAUAACUAUAAUACCUAUAAAAGACUUAUUUUGUUGAUCAAUGGAUUGGGCAUCAUUGGGUGAAUGAUUGCAGCAUUCCAGUGGUGUGUGCUUCUUACAGCCUUCCUAAAGAGGGUGCUGUACUGUGCUUUUCCAUCACAGGAAACAUCAGUUGAUGCCCUUGGUAACACCGGCACAUCCAACACCUACUUAUCACAUCAGAGCGAUGCAAUUUUUACCAAAAAUUAUUUUUUUGGACCUCCAAGUAGACCUUAAGCUGGAUGCCAAAGGUUGUGCCUCAAAAAGAAGAAAAACUGACAAAGACAGUCGUAGUGUGCUAUUAAAGUUUACAUAACUCUUUUUAUUUUGAAGUGGAUCAGACAUAAUUUCAUGACAUGAAGCUGUAGCCCUUAGAUGUCAGCUCAUAAAGGGAGUACAUAUUACAAGUAUUAUUGAAUCAACCACACACAAAAAAGCAACUUUUGGCGCUGUUACAUCCCAGAAACACUUGUCAGAACAGUGACCAAUUAGCCAUAUGCAACAUGACCUGCUGGAUAACUCCAGUAUCUGCGAGAUUGACGUCCCUAAUAAGUUUUGUCACUGAUGUCCAUCAUAUUGGUUGAAUUUACAUUUACAGACAUGUACCUGUCCAGACACAUCUUUACAUUAGUUUCCUACAUUAAACUCUAUAUUGUUCUCAAA
Messenger RNA from Morone saxatilis (striped sea-bass), 3670 nucleotides. RefSeq names its product cyclin T2a (gene ccnt2a). Bases 39 to 2165 code for a protein of 708 amino acids. The record is from RefSeq and is a predicted model, not a curated record. The transcript is spliced from 10 exons. Gene Ontology annotation, molecular function: cyclin-dependent protein serine/threonine kinase activator activity. Gene Ontology annotation, cellular component: nucleus; cyclin/CDK positive transcription elongation factor complex. Gene Ontology annotation, biological process: regulation of transcription by RNA polymerase II; positive regulation of DNA-templated transcription, elongation. Lineage: Eukaryota; Metazoa; Chordata; Actinopteri; Moronidae.